Messenger RNA from Nerophis lumbriciformis (worm pipefish), 2055 nucleotides. Lineage: Eukaryota; Metazoa; Chordata; Actinopteri; Syngnathiformes; Syngnathidae. The record is from RefSeq and is a predicted model, not a curated record.
AUGAGUCUGGUGGAGGUGAGGCAGUUGGCGAGCUCGCUGACCCUGCCCCUGUCCAGCAAUGACUCUAAGGACCGCUACUGCGAGAGUGACCCGGAGAGUCUUCGUGGCCGAGCCAUGUCACCGGACCUCAGGCAGGACUUCAACAUGAUGGAGCAAAAGAAGAGGGUCACCCACAUCCUGCAGAGUCCAGUGUUCAAAGAUGAGCUGGAAGGCCUGAUUCAGGACCAGAUGACCAAGGGCAACAACCCAACAGGUCUGCUGGCCCUGAGACAGAUAGCCGACCUAAUAAUGGCCAGCACGGUGGGAGGGGCUGGGCCCUUGACGUCACCCAUCAGCUUGGGAAUGGUGUCUCCGAUCAAUGACUUGUAUGCCGUGGAGUCCCCAUCCUUUUCUAAAGGCGAGAAGCAGAGCCGCUGCAAGUUAGCUGGCCUCUACAGGCUCAUUGACCUUUUUAGCUGGGCUCGUUUCACAAGUUCGUACAUCACCGUGCGUGUCAACAAAGAACAGGACCAUGUUCUGAUCAGUCCAAGGGGUCUGUCUUUUGCUGAGGUGACCGCAGCAGCUUUGGUGAAAGUGAACAUGAUCGGUGACAUAGUGGACCAGGGAUCAACCGACUUUGGCAUUGACCACUUCGGAUUUGCUCCUCAUGCCGCAAUUUACGCCAUGCGGCCUGACUUGAGAUGCAUCGUCCACGUUCACACACCCGCUACAGCUGCAGUGUCCUCCAUGAAGUGUGGAAUACUGCCCAUUUCCCAGGAGGCCUUGCUCCUUGGAGAUGUGAGCUGCUUCACUUACCAUGGCAGCCUGGAUAAUAAAGAGGAGAAGGUGGAGUUUCAGAAAGCUUUGGGCCCGACUGCCAAGGUGAUGAUCCUUAGGAACCAUGGACUGCUGGCAUUGGGAGAAACAGUAGAGGAAGCCUUCCACUACAUGUACCACUCACAGCAAGCAUGUGAAAUCCAGGCACAGGCAUUGGCGUGCUCAGGUGGCGUGGACAACCUUGUGCUCCUCGACAGGGAGAAGUUCAAACCCCUCACACAGGGAGUGGCCGCCGCCGGGGUGCCUGUAAGCAACGACUUCAAAUGGAAAGUUGGAGAGGCUGAGUUCGAGUCGCUUAUGAGGAUGCUGGACAACCUAGGAUACAGAACUGGCCACUCAUACAGGAACCCCAUCGUUCGUGAAAAGCCCCGAUCCAAGAAUGACGUGGAGAUCCCUGCCACGGUGUCUGCAGUCCCGCUGGAUGACGACGCAGCAGCAGGUCUGCGCAGCCCUUUCAAGUUUAUGGCGCAGAGGCAGCAGCGGGAGCGAACGCGAUGGCUCACCUCACCGAACAGCUACUUGAGGGUGAACGUACCGGAGCAUUCGCUUAGUGGAGACGUCAGCCCCAGAACCAAAACUAUGUGGAUGAAGUCAUCAGAACCGGGAAAAAGCAUUGGUACUCCAAUUAAGAUUGAAGACCCCAACCAGUUUGUCCCCCUCAAUACUGACCCCACGGAAGUUCUGCACAAAAGGAACCGGAUAAAAGAGCAGCACAGAGGCGACCAGAUGACAUCGGGUCCAAAGUCACAUUUACUGGCCGGUAUUGUUGUGGACACCAUCCCAGGACCCGCUUUCAUCAUAGAGGAUGAGGAGCACACUCGUUCCCUACCGCCCAAUCCUUUCAACCAUCUGACCAAGGAGGUGCUAGAGGAGUACAAAAGCUUGGUGGAGCGAAAGCAACUAGGCCAAGAAGAAGAUGAAGACGCCACAGAUGCGGACGAGAUGACCACGUUUGAUGGCUCCACAAUCUCACUCUCCCUUUCGCCCAUCAUGACACCAAUCAAGCUAGACACAAUAGCCAACGGGAACGAGCACUUGUCCGAUCAGGACGAGGACCUGAGCCUGGAGGUUUCCAAACUGAGUGUGAGUGCUUCGGAAUCUCUGGAAAUCUCCAUGAGUGCCAAGGAAGAGACCCCGGAGAGCCAGAGUAAAAAGAAGAAGAAGAAGAACAAGUUCCGCACGCCUUCCUUCCUGAAAAAGAGCAAGAAGAAGGAGAAAAGUGAGGUUGCUGUGCAUUAA